GGAGUCAUGUGACUCGGAGGUGGGCAGCCUCAAGAUGGCGCCGGGACUGCGGAGCCUGCUGGUACUGGGCGCCCUGUGGAGCUCGGUGGCAGGCUCAAGGGAGCCCAAGGUCCACGGGGUCAGGCUGGAGAGCGGCGUCGGACACGUGUACCUGGAAGCCGGAGUUAUCAAAGCGAGACCCGGGGCCCGCUUCGACUUGAGGGUCUUCGGAUCGAACCUCAGGCGGGCCGUGUGGCCUUGGCUGGGCUUCAGCCGCGGCCUCACCUGCAACAACAGCAGCCUGGAGAAGAGCUGGCUGGGGCUGCCGGAUGAGGAGAGGCCGGCCAACGGCUCGGUGCUGGUCAGCGUACAGACCGGCCAGACCAGCGCCGCCGGUGUGUAUUACCUGUGUGCCCAGGGCUCAGGAGGUCUGUGGACGGCCCUCGGGGACUGGAAGACGCCGCUGGAGAUCCAGCCGCAGGUCGGCGCGGAGGUUCUGGCUGUGUGGGGUCAGAUCCUGCUUCUGGUACUCCUGCUCUUCUGCUCGGCUCUCUUUAACCUGCUUCACCUCAGCGUCCUGUGGCUGGACCCUCUGGAGUUGCACAUCAUCCGCCACUACGGGUCCGAGAGGGAGAAGAAAAGCGCAAAGUCCCUGGAGCCCAUCAGGAAAAGAGGCAAUUUGGUUCUCUCUUCCCUGGUCCUAGGCAGUGUCUUAGCCAACUCGGCCCUGGGUGUCUUAUUUUACCGGGCCUUCGAUGCCAUCCUGCCUGCUGUAUUUGUCUGUGCAGCUCUGAUGUUCCUGCUUUGUGAGAUCCUUCCCUAUACCAUCUGCUCGCGAUAUGGCUUUGCCAUCGCCUCUAGGACCACCUGGCUGACUUGCUUUUUCAUAAUCAUCACCUUGCCCAUCUCCUUGCCUGUUGCCCUGGUGCUCGACUUGGCCCUGUGCCAGGAUAUCAGCACCUGCUACAUCCGGGAAAAGAUUCUGGACAUGCUGAGGUCCAGUGACCCCUACAGGGAGUUUGUCAAGGAGGAGUUCAGUCGAGGAGCUUUGAGGACCAAGGUGGUGGAGGACAUCAUGACCAAUCUGAAAGAUUGUUUCAUGUUGAGUGCAGAGGCCGUGCUGGAUUUCAAUACCAUGUCUGAGAUCAUGCAGUGUGGACACACUCGAAUCCCGGUGUAUGAAGAGGAGAGAUCCAACAUUGUAGACAUAGUAUAUGUGAAGGAUCUGGCAAUGGUGGAUCCUGAGGACUGCACGCCUUUGAACACAAUCACCAAAUUCUACAACCACCCUCUGCAUUUUGUGUUUAAUGACACCAAGUUGGAUGCGGUCCUGGAUGAGUUUAAGAAAGGCAAAUCCCACAUGGCAAUGGUCCAGAAAGUGAACAACGAGGGGGACGGUGAUCCUUUCUAUGAGGUGAUGGGUUUAGUGACGCUUGGAGACGUAAUCGAAGAAAUCAUCAAAUCGGAAAUCCUCGAUGAGUCAGAUGAUACAGAAAUCAAAGUGAAGAAAAAGCCUCCCCCAGUUGACUUUCUUAUUGAGCGCAAGAAAGAAGACUUUUCUUUUUUUAAGGUGCCUGAUACCGACCUAAAGGUCAAGAUUUCACCUCAGCUUUUAUUAGCAACUCAGCGCUUCUUAUCCAGAGAGGUGGAGCUGUUCAACCCCUCAAAGGUCUCUGAGCGAGUUCUUUUUCAUCUACUCAAGCAUCCCAGUGUCAACCAGGAGGUGAAGUUUGAUGAAAAUGAUAAACUGGCACCAGAGCACUACCUGUACCAACGAAAUCGGCCUGUCGACUACUUCAUUCUUGUGCUUCAGGGCCGAGUGGAGGUGGAAAUUGGCAAGGAGGGUCUGAAGUUUGAAAAUGGAGCCUUCACAUAUUAUGGCGUUUCUGCACUAACUGUUCCUUCGUCUGUGAACCAAUCACCAGCUACUAGUGUCAAGUGGAGUCAACGAGACCCGUUCUCCAGGGACCUGUUGGAAGCUGGGGAGAAUGCGAACGUAUCCAUGUACUGCCCCGACUACACCGUACGAGCACUUAAUGACCUGCAGGUUCUAAAGGUUACCCGAAUGCAGUAUUUAAAUGCACUUAUGGCCUCAAAAUUGCAGAGCUCUUCUCCAUUACCAGACACCUUUGAACUGAAGGUGAUGCCUACCAGCCAGGCGAAGUUACUCAAUAAGCAGAAUUUUUCCACAUGCACUAGCAGAAGUAAAUCGCAGACUAGCGAGGAAGACAGCCCUGAGAGGAACGCUGGCGUCUAGUGAAGGGAAGCCACGGAGAGUGUUUGUGUCUUCUGUGCCCAGAGCCACACCACUUCAGUAAGCUGUGAGCAUACCGUGUAGGGCCGGCUGGAGCUAGUGCCACCCAGUUUGUUGGAAAGACUGCGUGCAUUUGCUAUUGCAAUGCAGAGUUGGGGAAAGAAGAGGACUUAUUUUUGUAGAUAUUGUGCACAGUGAAAAGACAGUGGAGUGUGUUAUACUUUAUAAAAAAAAACUAACGUGACUGAUUCCUCAGAUAGAACUGGUAUCUGUGAUUUUUAGACUUCAAGGUUAUAAUUGUUAUUAAUCUAUUGCAUAUAAUAGAUAAAACUUUCAUCUUGACUUUUGUACCCGUGGUCUACGGGUUCAUGUGCUGUUACUUGAAGACUACAGAAUGAAGAUCUUUUCCAGCAAUAACAAAAUUAAAUACAUCACUUUUUAAAAAUGUUACAAUGGUUAUAUCAUGGUGAAAUCCAGAUUUCAAAAUGUCUCGGACUCCUUGUCAUUAGCUUGCUGGCCUUUCAAUUCCCGCAGUGGCUGUGCUUAAGAAGAAAGCUUCGUGGUUAGCUAUUUUUGAAAUCAAAUCACUGCUGUAGAGUAGGGGGAGAAUACAGCGGCACUGUGACAUUGCUUAGGAAACUUGUGAAUUGAGAGAAAAAUAAUAGUGUGGAUGCUAGGAAGGAGUGAGUGAUCUUAUUAUGGCCCCAUAGAAUAUUUUUUAUAAGCUUAAAGUUUAAAACAAUUACCCCACCCCCAACGAGUGACUCUGACUGGAUUGAAUGAGGUUGCUUCACUGAUUGGAUGAAAGAAAGACGUAACUUAGUGAGAAUAGGGCCUUUUUGCCAUUUCUACAAUAUUUAUAUUGACUUCUGUUAAUAGUCAGAGCCUUGGGUUACCUGCCCAUCAGAAAGGGGACCUGCACAUUCUACAACAUUUUUCUGGGAGUGCCAACUUUGACUUUCUGCAAACUUCUAUGUGGUAGCUGAUGUGAAGCCAAACAGUUCAGAAGAUUAGAAGGAUCAGCUUGCAAUUUCCUGUAUUACACUGGACAACAAAGUUUUUCAAAAGUGUUGCUUCCACAAUUUUUGUUUUGUUUAUGAUAGACCACUUGAAGCUGACCACAAAUAUACUUUCAGACCAAUUGUAUCGUGUAGGAAUUUGGAAAAACACUUCUGUUGAAUAUUAUCGGAGCUAACACUUUGCAAUAGUUCAACUAAGCUAAAGAUGUUUUGUUGAUGGUUUUCAUUUGUACUUUCUGAGGCUUCUCAUUUAAUGUCCAACAAUAAUCAGCGGGCAUUGAACAGUUCCAGUUGCCCUGUUACUGUUUCUCCAUGACUGCAACGUCCUGGUGAAACCCUUCACCGUGCCAAAAUUUGCUGGGAAGAAGUCUAAAUGAGAAUGCAGAAAAUGAAUCUUUACUGACAUGUUGCACUUCACAGUUUUGUAUGCUUGAAACAUGUUUGUCAAACAGCUGCACGUAGCUUGGUGCUCUAGUUGCCAACAGAUUUUUAAGCAAUGUCCUUGAAUGUCUUCCAUGCCAUUUUCUCCAGUCCUACUAGAAGUUCUUUGAAUUGCCAGUCAUUGAUGACCAGUUUGAUUUGUGGACCCCCAAAAAUGCCUUUCUUAAUCUUGGCAUCUGUUAUUCUGACUUGAAUUAUGAAUUGAAAUAACAAAUAUAGGCGAUUUCAAAAAAUAGUGUGUGCUGGGGAAAUUUCAUGGUGAUUUUGAUGAUCAGUGGCCCAAGACCUAAGAUAUACCCAAAAGUAUUCAGAAAGCAAAAUCUUUGUUGUCUAGUGUAAUUAAUCUUGGGUAUAAGAUAGACAGACAUACUUUAUUGAUCCCAAGGGAAAUUGGGUUUCGUUACAGCUGCACCAACCAAGAAUAGUGAAGAAAUAUAGCAAUAUAAAACCAUAAAUAAUUAAAUAAUGAUAAGUUAAUCAUGCCAAGUGGAAAUUAGUCCAGGACCAGCCUAUUGGCUCAGGGUGUCCGACACUCCUAGGGAGGAGUUGUAAAGUUUGAUGGCCACAGGUAGGAAUGACUUUCUGUGAUGCUCAGUGUUACAUCUUGGUGGAACACUGAACACAUUAAUUAAAAAGUGAAGUAAGCUAUGUCACCCCUUUAACUCUCCCCACCAUCCAAUAAGAUGAUUUGUCUUGCAACUUUGCUUCCUAAUCCACGUACUCCACUCUGAUCUUGGUAAGAGUUCCCAGUUUCCUGGUGCUGUUUGAAAUGAGAACAAGAGAGUGUUGUGAUACUUUGUGCAUUAAGAUGCAUGUGAUCAAGGCUUCUCUGAGAAUAGUCACUUAGGCUAGAUAAGGCAUGACUAUGUCUCUAGAACAUGGGUUCCCAACCUGAGGUCCAUAGACCCCUUGCCUAAUGCUAUUGGUCCAUAGCAUAAAGAAGGUUUGGGAGUCCCUUCUCUAGAAAGAUCCUAUGGAGCACAAAAUCAGAGGAAUUUGUGAAUGACUUUCACCCUCUGAGAUGCUGUGUUUGUAAUGACACCCACAAAUGUAAAUAUACAGUCAACUAGACACUCACACAUUCCAGUAUUUUUUGUUUGGUAAUUUUAACUGUCUUUGGCUCAUCUAAUUUUAAUGAAAUUUGAUUUGAAGUUGUAAAUGGUAACUGUUGAGUACUUUUAAGUUUUAAAAAUGUUUAUCAUGUCCUUCAUUUCUAUAGGCCGGUGAUGUCAAACUCAAGGACCGCGGGCCAUAUCCGGCCCGCGAGAUUAUUUUAGAUCUAUUAUUUUAAUUAUUAAUGGCCCGGCGAUAUGAAGUUAAUACCGAUCAUAAAAAUAAUGCUUGCUCAGCAGUCUUCUUCAUAAGAAACAGAAUUUGUGAAGUGAAACACUUUGUAGUUAUAGCAGAGACUGAGACACAUGAGAACAGGCUGAAAAAACGGAGGCAAUGAAAGCUGCGUUCGCACGCGCCCGACUGAUCCGGCCCACAUGAAGCUGCAUUUUGCCCAAUCCGGCCCGUGGCCUAAAAUGAGUUUGACACCCCUGCUAUAGGCUAUUAAUGCAUCGUUCUUACCUUCUGUGCAAUCUCGUAUCUUGGGCCAUCUUGUGCAGUUAACCCUAACAAAACAGUGAACUGAUUUAACAGCUUAUCCGAAAGACUAUCUGUGACAUUGCAGUUAAGCCCAUCACCCCUACUGGGACAUAGGCCAUCAAAGCAAGUAGCCUGGAGUCCUCUGUCCUGGGCCAGGUGUAGCCCAUCUUCAAAGGCCUUCUCUGUUUACAUGAAAGACUAGUAACUGGAGAGGUUUUAAAGAAUGGCACUAUUUUGGCAUUUCUAUAGUGGCAGGAGGAAUUCUGCAGUAAUCCUUUGAGAUUUAGGAAUGAGUGUGUGUGUGUGUGUGUGUGUGUGUCUGUGUGAGUGUGUGUGUGUGUGUGUGAGAGAUUCACGGUUUUACGUUGUGUAGAUUUAUCCUGUCUUUGUCUUUCACACUCAAUGCAGGAGGAAAUCAACAUUGCAAGUUCACGUCUGUACAUUGAUACUUAUAGUAAAAUGCGUCAUUUAUAUUGACAACUAAUGCACCCACUGAUGUGCUGUGGACAGCCUGCAAGUGUUGCCACACAUUCUAGCAUAUGCCCACAAUGCUAGGCAGAACAACACAAAACGCAACAUACCUUGAUAAAGCGUCUCAGCCAAAUCUGUUCCACUCCAUAGAUGUUGCCUGACUUGCUGAGUUCCUCCAGAAUUUUGUGUUAUUUAAGAUUUCUAGAAUCUGCAGAUUCUCUUGUGUUUAUCCAGUGUGAGAUAUUUAUGCUGAAUUCAUGCAGGAAGAGUGAAUGAAAGUAUUACUUUUAAUUGCCAAAUUAAAUAAAAGCUUAAAGCGUAGUGGUUAGUGUGCACUAUUACAGUUAGGGGCUUUCUGGAGUUAGGGAUUCAAUUCCGGUGCUGUUUGUAAGAAGUUUAUAUGUACUCCGGUUUCAUCCCGUAGUGCAAAGAUGUACCUGGGUAGGUUAAUUGGUCAUUGUAAAUUGUCCCGUGAUUAAGCUAGGGUUGGAUAGGUGGGUUGCUGGGCUGUAUGGCUUGAUGGGCUGAAAGGGCAUCAAAUAAAAAAUAAAUACCAGUUUGACUGGAAAGGCAGCACUUUAGGAAUUAUUGGACAGCCUGUCCACUUACCUUGUUGUUAACUUUUUGCACAAUUAUGUUCCUUCCCUUUUGAGAAUGCUGGUAAGACCACUGUAUCUUCAGAGAAAGUUGCGCAUGGAUGCUGGAAUGAGGGCUACCUCUUAACUGAGAAUGGUUACUGCUUGUGAUCAUUUCUUCAGCAUGUCUCCUGUAAAUCUUAUUUUCUGCAAACUAGCUGCAGGUGAUCAUGAAAAUCUACAUGACUAUACCAAUUUUAUUUGUAAAUACUUAAAGUGUGUGGUGGUCUCUAAUCUCUGUAGCCUUUUCCUGAAACUCCUGCAUACAGAAAAUGGUUGAAAUUUUGGGCUAAAUCGUGCUUUCAGUCGUGUUAAUAACUGACCCAUACAGCAAGAAAGUCUCAGCUUUUAUGCUUCUUUUAACUGGGGCUUUGCAGCCUUUUUUAUUGCCAUGGACCAAUUAAGCAAGGGGGUCUGUAAACCCCUGCUUUAUACGAAGCAGAUCAGUCUUGGGUGGAAAGUGGUUGAUAAAAUUAACUUGGUUCUCUGUUCUGUGGAGACUUAAGAGACAUUUAGAUAGAUACAUGAAUGUAAGGAAAAUGGAAGGAUUAAUCAGCCAUUUGAUUACCAAUUGAAUUGGUUCAGCACAACAUUAUAGUCCAAAGAGCCUGUCCGUGUUGUACGGUUCAAUGUUCUGAGACAGAGUGGAAUUCAUCCUGGGUUUGCUUCUCUUGGCUGCUUGUAGAAGGACCUAUUAGAAGGCAUCAGAGCUUUGAAGUGAGCUGAGGAUAGGAUCUGACUGAUAGUCUUGCCAAACAUGAAAAGCCUGAAACAGUUUCAAGGAGCUCCUGGUAAGGAUCAGUUUAAUUGGUAUUGAGAGCAACACACCCAAAAUGUUGGAGGAACUCUGGCAAGUUUAAGCAACAUCCACAGGGAGGAAUAAAUAGUCAACGUUUCUGGCCGAGAACCUUCAUCAGGACUGGCGAAAGGUCUUGGCCUAAAACGUCGACUCUUUAUUCCCCUCCAUAGAUGCUGCCUGACCUGCCAAAUUCCUCCAGCAUUUUGUGUGUGCUGCUCUGGAUUUCCAGCAUCUGCAGAAUCUCUUGAUUUUAGUUGAUGUAAUCAAAUUGUGCAAAUGGACACAGUGAGGUUAAUUAAAUUGCAGGAUGAAGGACAGGAUCAUGGCUGUCAAAUUCUGAAUACAAGGAGGCACUUCCACUCAGUUUUGCCUGCUGACAUUGAGAAGCACACUAUUCAAGAUGAAUGAUUUUGUUUUUAACAUAAUUGAAAUAAUUUUUAAAAUAACUGUAGUUUUACCAAAGAGUUUAGAGAACAUUAUGUAAGUGCCACUAAUUCAGCCAAAGUUAAAUUUUAUUUUAAACUCUUUGUAUUAUCCCAGUAUUUCUACAAACUUCUAAAAUGAGAAGUAAUCAUCAGGUUUCAUUUAUUGACUGGAUUACUUUGCCCUUUUACAUUUUAUAUGCAAACAAAAUGUAUUAAAACCAUGUAAUUUCUGGUACAUUUUAAAUCACAUUCCAGCAAAAUAAUUUUAAUCAUUGCAAUUAAAAUGUUAUUUGUAUGUACGUUUUUUAUUGUGACAUUGGAGAUAUAUAUUUAAAGAGAAAUGGGACUGUAUUAUGUUAUAUUGUAUGGAUGAGUUGAAGUCUGUUGCAUUAGAUUGCAGGUCAGUUUAAUAAAUUGGAACAAAAUGCUCCUUUAAGUACUUAUUAGUGACAAUUGCAAUAUAUUCUCUGGAGUGUCCAGCUUGUUUUGAACUUUUCCCUGAAGUGAUUCCAGACCUCGAGUUCAGUAUCACUUGGAACAAGACACUUAAAAACCCUUUCCUGUCACAUUCUCUUUCCUCCUCCUCCCCCCGGUUCUCUUCAGACAGCUACACAUAGGAAUGUGAUGUACAUAAAUAUUAUUAAUUACUGCCUGUUAUGUCGCUGGCAUUUAGGGCAACCGUGAAGGUCCUCCAUCAGGGUGGUGUUUAGGGCAUCUUGUUUUUCACUACUGUCAGUCAGGCAGGGACUUGGGGACUCUGGAAUACCGUUAUACUCAGAUGUGGAAAGAUUCUUCAUUCCUGUUUCCAUAACAACCUUGUUUUACCAGCCAGAGUUAUUAGUCCUGAGCUGAAUCCCCAAACCUGGAGGACUGAUGGGCCACUCUUAGUCUGGCCUCUCUAUUCUUUGACCUGUUUGGCAUAGGUGACCCUGUCAAGAGUCAAAGCAUCAAGCCCUGACUCUAGCCAGCAUAGAUCUGCGGGGCAUUGAGGCACACAAGCCCCCAAACCACAACAAAGCUGUGGUCCUCUUGGAGGGAUGUACUUAAAUGCAUAUACAUAAUUUUGUCUACACAAUUAUUUUUCAUUUCAGUUCUGGUUGCCCUCAUUAUAGCAUAGAUGUAGAAGCUUUAGAGAGGCUGCAGAGGAUAUUUACCAGGAUCGGAGAGCAUGUUUUAUGAGGGCGGUUUGAAUGAGCUUUGGCUUUUCUUGUGAAGAACGUGCAUCAUGUGUUGGCCUAUUUUACUAGGAUAGGGAGUAUGUCUUUUGGGGAUAGACUGAGUGAAGUAGGAUGAGAGGUGUUCAAGACGAUAAGAAACAGAGUGGACAGCCAGAGACUUUUUUUCCAGGGUGA
Messenger RNA from Hypanus sabinus (Atlantic stingray), 8965 nucleotides. RefSeq names its product metal transporter CNNM3. NCBI's taxonomy places the organism in Eukaryota, Metazoa, Chordata, Chondrichthyes, Myliobatiformes, Dasyatidae. Gene Ontology annotation, molecular function: transmembrane transporter activity. The transcript is spliced from 8 exons. Gene Ontology annotation, biological process: transport; magnesium ion homeostasis. Bases 35 to 2236 code for a protein of 733 amino acids. Gene Ontology annotation, cellular component: plasma membrane. The record is from RefSeq and is a predicted model, not a curated record.